Messenger RNA from Condylura cristata (star-nosed mole), 1074 nucleotides. It is a transcript of the gene GPR183, whose product is annotated as G protein-coupled receptor 183. The transcript has a single exon. The record is from RefSeq and is a predicted model, not a curated record. Lineage: Eukaryota; Metazoa; Chordata; Mammalia; Eulipotyphla; Talpidae. Bases 1 to 1074 code for a protein of 357 amino acids. Gene Ontology annotation, biological process: G protein-coupled receptor signaling pathway. Gene Ontology annotation, cellular component: membrane. Gene Ontology annotation, molecular function: oxysterol binding; G protein-coupled receptor activity.
AUGGACGACAACCUCACCGCCUUCUCCCUGGCGCCUCCGGGCAGCGACUGCGACCUGUACGCGCACCGCAGCGUGGCCAGCGUGCUGAUGCCCCUGCACUACAGCGUGGUCUUCGUGGUCGGGCUCGUGGGGAACGUGCUGGCCUUGGUGGUCAUUUUCUCAAACUGGAAGAAGAUCAACUCUACGACCCUCUACGCAACAAACCUGGUGUUCUCUGACAUACUGUUCACCACCACGCUGCCCAUGCGGAUAGCCUACUACGCCAUGGGCUUCGACUGGACCCUGGGCGAGGCUGUGUGCAGGGGGACCGCGCUCCUGUUCUACAUCAACACGUACGCGAGCGUGAACUUCAUGACCUGCCUGAGCGUCGACCGCUUCUUUGCCGUGGUGCACCCGCUGCGGUACAACAAGAUGAAAAGAAUUAAAUAUGCGAGAUGCAUUUGCGUGUUUGUCUGGAUUCUCGUACUUGCUCAAACCCUCCCACUACUCCUGACGCCUAUGUCGAAGCUGGAGGGGGACAGGACCACGUGUAUGGAGUAUCCAAACUUUGAAGAGACGAAAGGGCUUCCCUGGAUGCUGCUCGGUGCCUGUUUCAUCGGCUACGUGCUGCCGCUCGCCAUCAUUCUCAUCUGCUACUCGCAAAUCUGCUGCAAACUCUUCAAAACUGCCAAGAAGAACCCGCUGACUGACAAAUCUGGUGCCAACAAAAAGGCUCUCAACACAAUCGUUCUUAUCAUCCUGGUGUUUGUCCUCUGUUUCACCCCUUACCAUGUGGCGAUCAUUCAACACAUGGCCAGGAAGCUUCUUUUUCCUGAUGUCCUAGAGUGCAGCCAAAGACACUCAUUCCAGAUUUCCCUGCACAUCACAGUGUGCCUGAUGAACUUCAACUGCUGCAUGGACCCUUUCAUAUACCUCUUCGCAUGUAAAGGGUACAAGAGAAAGGUGAUGAAGAUGCUGAAACGUCAAGUCAGCGUGUCAAUUUCCAGUGCCGUGAAGUCAGUCCCCGAAGAAAACUCUCGGGAAAUGACAGAAACGCAAAUAAUGAUACACAGCAAGUCUUUAAAUGGAAAGUAA